AUGAUUACUAAGAUCAUUUUUAGCAUUUUUGUGAUUGUUAUAAGCUGGCUUUCCUACUAUUUUAUUGACGUUCUUGAUAUUUUUGUUGUUACACAAUUGCAUGACCAUGAAAAUUGUAAAGCAUUCGCUAUUCCUCUAGCAGCUGAAGACUUCGAGAUAUAUGGAAAUCUUUUAAUAUCAGGGAUAGCUGAUCGAAAACAUUUUGAUGUAAAAGAUCAGAUUAAAGGCUCGCUACUUUAUUUUGACUCCGAAGCCAAAACAUAUGGAUUUAUUAAGCUUUCUAAGUUCCCUGCUGAUCUCCCUUUUCAUCCUCAUGGAAUUUAUUUAUUCGAUAAUUCUACUCUAUAUGUCCUGAACCAUGCUUAUGGCGAUUAUGGAGAAAGAAUUGAAAUUUUUUACCUAAUGGAAUCCAAACCAGAAAGAAUCAGGGCAAAAUACGUAAGAUCUAUUGUAUUUCCCAAUGAGUUUCUAGGAAAGCUAAAUGAUAUAGCUGUUAUAAAGGAUGGGCAUUUCUAUGUGACUGAGUGGAUUCCUACUCCAGACACACCUGAAGGAAGAGAUGUUUCUGUAUGGACAACUCUUAAAAGAAACUUUUAUAUGAUGGGGAAAAAUACAAAUCUUUAUUACUGCAAAGAAAUUAAAUAUAAAUAAAAUGGCAUUCGGUUCGAGAGAAAUUAGCUUUGCUAAUUUUCUCUCCCUCAUGGAAUUUUAUUUAUAGGGUUAGGUUUUCACUCGAGAACUUCUGGACAGCAAUAGCGGUUUAACUCUGGGGAUAACCAGAGGAACCACUCCUCAGUCCACUCAAGAUUUCGGGCUUUUACCUCUCAGCACAUCCCCACGGGAGGAUGACCCUUAGGCGGAACACGCGCAGGAGCUGAGUCGAGCGACAAGGGCGACGGCAACGCGCCGGGUGAGACGUGCAGCAGGGCUGGUGAAGCAGGAGUUGUUAGAAGGCUUGGACGGGGCUGACCCGUGCCAAGAUGGCUCGCCUACGUCAUCAGUUUUGCCAUAGGCCCUUUUGGGCUGCGGCACUAGACACCUUAAACACCAGAUAAUUAAGUAAGUUAAGUAAGCAAAGAAAUUAAAGGGCAAAGUCCAUAUUGUGUAAUUCAAGACACUGAGAGAAGCUUCAACGGAGUUUACAUAUCAAACAACCAACUUUUUGCUGUUGAAUCUAUUGAAAGAAAGAUAAAAAUUUAUGACAUAAAAGAAAAUUUCAGUCUUUCCUUCAAUGCAGUCGUGAAUUUUUCUCAUCAUAUUGAUAAUAUUCUUAAACAAAGAGAUGGGACGUUUUUGGCAACUGGAAUUAAGAGGAUGAUUGAAUUUAUGAUCAUUUUAGAGGAAUUUCAUAGUGGGAAGGAAAGGUCAGCUAUAGCUGGAGGAGUCAGUAGAAUGAGUAAUGACAAUGGAAAUUGGACUGUUGAAGAGAUAAUUAUGCAAGAUAAAACCUUUGCUUCUGUUGCUGCUAUUAAUGAUGACACACUUAUUAUUGGAAGUGCGACAGAUAAUUAUCUUUUGCUUUGCCCAAUAAAUAAAUAG
This is a messenger RNA of Blepharisma stoltei, 1539 nucleotides long. The record is from the annotation of a GenBank genome assembly. NCBI's taxonomy places the organism in Eukaryota, Ciliophora, Heterotrichea, Heterotrichida, Blepharismidae.